Messenger RNA from Saccoglossus kowalevskii, 1578 nucleotides. Its product is annotated as calcium homeostasis endoplasmic reticulum protein-like. Gene Ontology annotation, molecular function: RNA binding. Gene Ontology annotation, biological process: RNA processing; intracellular calcium ion homeostasis. Gene Ontology annotation, cellular component: perinuclear region of cytoplasm. NCBI's taxonomy places the organism in Eukaryota, Metazoa, Hemichordata, Enteropneusta, Harrimaniidae. The record is from RefSeq and is a predicted model, not a curated record.
GAAAUACGCCGCCAUUAGCAUCUAGUGUAUGGUCCGAAAAAGGAUAACCAAUUUUCUUAAAAAUGGAAGGUCUUCCAACGGUUCCGGAAGAUCAUGAACAGAGAAACAUCAUUGACAAGUUGGCGCAGUUUGUAGCACGAAAUGGACCGGAAUUUGAACAGAUGACCAAAAACAAACAGAAGGAUAACCCUAAGUUCAAAUUCCUCUUUGGUGGUGAACACUUCAACUAUUACAAUUAUAAAGUGUCUACUGAACAACAGAUUUUAAGACAACAGAAACAGAAGAUGGAACAACAGCAGCAAAGGAUACAGGAAGUCAUAACACAACAGUCAAUCCAAGCUGCUCCAUGGCAACCACAUGUACAUCAACAACAACACCAACAACAACAACAGCAUCAGCAGCAUCAACAACAGCAACAACAGCAUCAACAACAACAGCAACAACAGCAUCAACAACAGCAACGUCAGCAGCAGCAGCAGCAACAACAACAACAACAGCAGCAACGUCAACAACAACAACAGCAGCAACAACAACAGCAGCAGCAGCAGCAACAACAAAUUCAAGAACAGAUUCAACAGAGUCAAAGCAACUUGGUUAAACAACAACAGCAGCUCUUGAAGCAACAACAGGAACAAAUUGAGACAUCGAUAUUCCAAGCAAAGAAUGAUAAAAUUCAAUCUAUGGCUGAAGAACUGGAAAUAGAUUUUGUAGAUUUUGAUAAAAAAUUACAACCAAUCAUUGACACAUGUACUAAAGAUGCUAUAUCGGCUGGAAAACAAUGGAUCUUUAAUACUGCUAAGAGCAGUAAACAUUGUGAUGUAAUAUCAGAAUACAUGUUACAGAAAGUAACAGUGAAAGGAGCACCUUUUGAGAUGAAGCUACACCUGAUAUACCUGAUUAAUGAUCUAUUACACCAUUGUCACAGGAAACAAGCCAAUGAUUUAUUGAAGUCCUUGGAGAAGAUAGCAGUACCAAUUUUCUGCAGUACUCACAUUGGUGUAGACGAUGAAAAGCAAAGUAAAUUAAUAAAGUUGUUGACACUAUGGGAGAACAAUAAAUACUUCAAUGCUGCAGUAAUUGACCAACUAAAGAAUCCAGUCAUGUCCAUGGCACAAUACCAAGCUAGUCUCAUCACAGAUCAUGGCCCCAUAGUUCAACAGGUACAAGGCAGUAUCCAAACACAGUAUCAACAACUACAGAAAACACAUAAUGACUUUGUAAGUCAUCUUGUGAGGCAACCUCAGCCACCUGCUCAACAACCAAUGCCUCCUGGUACAGCAGGUUUUGUUCCUCUUGGCAUUCCUGGUGUGCAUGGUGGAGUACCUCCUGUGGGUGAUCCGCAACCACCCCCUCCUUCGGUAAAUCUACCAGCAUCUUUGUCAGUUCCAAUACCAACGGCCCAACCAUUUGGACCACCACAACAGCCUACAGCAGCCCCUCCACAUGCUGCUGCUACAGUGCCUCCACCGGGUGGUGCAGGUCAACAGUUUGGUCAGCAACAAUUUUCUCAAGGUCAGGGCCUACAAGAUAGAUCAUUUAAUGCAGCAACACCGCCACCACUACAUUCACAAAGAUAUG